AUGUACCAUCAACCAUCCGGACCCAUCGACGUCGUCAUCGUCGCCAUCGUCGAGAAAGAUGUGCUCGUCGACUAUCUCGUCCCGCUCGUGAAGGAUAUUAGAAUACAGCAGCGUCCGGUUCGGACAGUGGAGUUCCACUCCAACACCGAAACAUUUGGUAAAGAACCCACCCGCUUGGUUUCGCCGGACGCGGUGCUCAAACGACGGCAGGCGAACAGUUUCGAGCUGGCAACACUGCUCUGCAGCUUUCUGAUCGGAAACGGAUUUGCGGCUUGCGUUGUGUCCGGCUACGCAACGCGCGAAGUGGUCAAUAACGAUCAGCAACGUGUAGUUUGCCCGUUUGUACCGGUGGAGGAGGAGGAAAGCGGCGAAGAGGAACAACCGGAAGCUCCCAACAAGUAUCAACUGCGUCAACCGCCCGAUCUUCGCAGCCAGUAUCUGCUCAACAUUGAGGAGGAAAAGGUAGCGAAAGGGCAGGCGGAAGAAGCGAACCGCCUGGCGGCCGAGCAGGAAGAAAUCGAACGUUUCGAGCAACCGCCCGAUGACCCGAAACGGGGCCACCGAGUACAUGCCUGGGUGGCGAUCCUGAAGAAUGCUCCCUGGUGCUAUAAACCCGGCUACCGCGAGAUGUCUGUCGAUCCGAACACGGGCGAACAGGUCCUGCAGCCACCGUGUGCCUUCUUCCUCGAGCCGUCCACCGGUUUCCGGCACGAGGUGUCGACACCCGACUAUCUAGCCAUCGAGAGCAUCUGGAACCAGCACAACUACUACGUCAACAAGCAGGACCCCGCUGCCGGACUGGCGGCGAUGCGCUGGGAUCUGGCCGAUGGUCGCGAUUGGGAACACUUCCUGCCCGGGGAACCGUACGAGCUGCGCGAGGAUUGUGCCGUACCGGAGGAUCAGGACCCGCUCACGACCGAGGAAGAGAUCGAGAAGGAGAAACAUCUCGAUAUGCCUACGUCCUGGGUCCGUUCGCUUAACGUCUCCCGCACCGACUACGAGCAACGCUUCCCGGACGGUGCGAAGGUGAUCUACUUCAAGAAGACGAUCUACGAACGAUUCGCCCCGUACCGCAACCUGAUUGGGUUGGUGCGCCGCAUCACGACGUACGAAACGCUCGACUACGAUGGGCCAAUCUGCCGGUGGGAGUUUUACGCGAACCGCGACGAUCAGCUGAACCUCGUCCGCAUCGAGUAUCGGACGAACGUCACGGAGGAACACUUUGACAAGGGGCGUCCGGAUUGUUUGCGCUUGCUAAAGCAUCGGGCCGCACCGUACAAUGAGUAUGAGCUGCGAUUCUUUCACCAGUAUCGCUUCGACGCACUGCGGACACUUAUCUAUCACGCGUCAUACAUUCAGGAGCACUACGACAAGCGUGAUGAUCUGUUGUAUUAUCGCGAGUUUCACAAUAUUCCCAAGGAUCAAAUCACAAAGGAACCUAGCAAAUUGACGCAUAUUAACGAGAAAUUCCACCAAAACCCAUCCAAGAUACCGGUAAAGGAUAUCGCCAUUCGGAACUGUUACAUUCAGGACAACAAGAUCGCACUGCAGUUCCAUUAUGGGGAGGAUUGUAUUACCGCCUCCACCAGGGAAUUUGUCAAACCACCCAAAUCUGAGAUGGGCGAGGAGGUGCCGUACGAUCCCAACUGUACAUCCGGCUAUGUGUCGAAUCCCUGGGACCCACAGCCGACCCAGCUGGAUCUGUUCCUGAUACUGAAGGAACAGCUCCGAGCGGAAGAGCUCGCAUCGCACGCCUUUCGUCGCCGUGUGGUCGAAAUCGACACCAUGCUCAGCGAACGGCGCAAGCAAACCGACUCGCCACGGCUUACGAACAGCCUGUUCGAUCCGCUCCGCAACGGAGAGGCCCGCCAACUGCGGCUGGCCAAGUACGAAGCCAUCAAGGCACGGGAGGAACAGAUCAAGCAACAGCAGGCCGAUUUCCUAGCGCCCUAUCUGCUCCGCCUCGGCGACACCAGCAAGCGGCGGGCCCCGACCCGCGCCCAGGUGAUGGCCCUGUACCGUGACUGCACGACGGAUCUACGCCAUUUCUACCAACGGCUCGAGGAGGAGCUGCGCAAUCGCUGCGACGAUCUGAUCACCGAGGAGCAGUCACUGAAACGGUUCCUGUCCCGCUUCCAGCAACACUUUGAGGACGCAGAGUACGAGAAGUUUAUCGCCGAGGGUGAAACGAUCGAGCGGGACAAACACAUACUGCAGAUGCGGCUGGAGAACAUACAGGACGACUAUCGGCGGAAGGCCGCACAUCUCCGGGAGGCGUUGCGUGCGGACGAACGGCUUCGCCCCUAUCUGGGCGCUGAGAUGGAGUCGCCCGGUGAGCGAAGCGAUUAUGAGGAUGAAUGA
Messenger RNA from Anopheles moucheti, 2361 nucleotides. RefSeq names its product coiled-coil domain-containing protein lobo (gene lobo). Gene Ontology annotation, biological process: flagellated sperm motility. The coding region runs from base 1 to 2361 and encodes 786 amino acids. Gene Ontology annotation, cellular component: motile cilium. The transcript is spliced from 6 exons. Lineage: Eukaryota; Metazoa; Arthropoda; Insecta; Diptera; Culicidae. The record is from RefSeq and is a predicted model, not a curated record.